AUGAGAGGAAACGGAAAGUCCCUCACCAUCGUCAUCAAGCUUGGAACAAGCUCAAUUGUCGACGAAAAGACUCAUGAGCCGCUUCUCCCAAUCUUGACGUUGAUUGUCGACACGGCCGUCAAGCUUCGCAAAGAUGGCCACCGGGUCGUCAUUGUUUCGUCGGGCGCCAUCGGCGUUGGUCUCCGACGCAUGGAUGUCGAGAAGCGCCCCAAGCAUCUCGCACAGCUGCAGGCCCUCGCAGCCAUUGGCCAAUGUCGUUUGAUGAGUCUCUGGGAUAGCCUGUUCACCCACCUGAGACAGCCAAUUGCCCAGAUCCUGCUCACAAGGAACGAUAUUGCAGAUCGAACAAGAUACUUUAAUGCUCAAAACACCUUCAAUGCCCUUCUUGAACAAGGAGUGAUCCCAAUUGUCAACGAAAACGACACCUUGGCCGUCUCAGAAAUCAAGUUUGGCGACAAUGAUACCCUCUCUGCCAUCACCGCUGCCAUGAUUCACGCCGACAUGCUAUUCUUGAUGACGGAUGUCGACUGUCUCUAUGACAAGAAUCCGCGAACAAACCCAGACGCCAAGCCGAUCGAGGUGGUCGAAGACAUCUCAGCUCUUCAGGCCGAUGUAUCGAGUGCCGGCUCAGCCCUAGGCACAGGUGGAAUGAGCACCAAAAUCAUUGCCGCCAGAUUGGGAACCUCGGCUGGUGUCACAACCAUCAUCACCCGAUCCUCAAACCCAGGAAAUGUACUGAAUAUUGUCCGAUAUCUUCAACCACAGCAAAAAGGACACUCGUCUCCAAGCGCCGACGAAGGAACCAGUCACUUGACACGCUCAGCUUCGGCCCUAUCCCUCUCCUCUUCAGCGGAUCUCACCAGCCCUCCCCUGCAUACUCGAUUCGUACCAGCGGAUGAUCCCAUCCGAGAUCGCCAUUUCUGGCUACUCCACACUCCAUAUCCCCACGGAACCCUCUAUAUCGACUCGGGAGCCUACAAGGCACUCCUCGGCAAGGCCGGCCUGCUUCCUGUUGGUGUUGUUGACGUGGAAGGCAACUUUGCUCAGCAAGAGGUUGUGCGGCUCGUGGUGGUCAAGCGUCGGACUACCCUUGGCCCUGACGGCAAGCUCUGGGAUGGCAUCCCAGAAGAGAUCGGACCGAGUAUGUCGCCCACCGGCAACAUGUUGGCUUCUUUAGAAGAGACAGCAGACCCGUGA
Fusarium vanettenii 77-13-4 is the source of this 1197-nucleotide messenger RNA. RefSeq lists its product as uncharacterized. The transcript has 7 exons. The coding region runs from base 1 to 1197 and encodes 398 amino acids. Gene Ontology annotation, molecular function: glutamate 5-kinase activity; ATP binding; RNA binding. Gene Ontology annotation, cellular component: cytosol; cytoplasm. The record is from RefSeq and is a predicted model, not a curated record. NCBI's taxonomy places the organism in Eukaryota, Fungi, Ascomycota, Sordariomycetes, Hypocreales, Nectriaceae.